Messenger RNA from Eruca vesicaria subsp. sativa (arugula), 1005 nucleotides. The record is from the annotation of a GenBank genome assembly. Lineage: Eukaryota; Viridiplantae; Streptophyta; Magnoliopsida; Brassicales; Brassicaceae.
AUGUUGUUCUGCCUCACCACCAGUCCUAUAGGUAUCCUUAAAGGUUUAUUGUUCUCUAUUUUUUUUUUUACAACUUCCUCUCGUCCUGUUAACACAAACAAAACCAAACCGAGAAGACAAACUCUUCUGAAAUUAGUUAUGAAAUCUCCAGCGCUCAUCAGAUUCUCAGAAUUCAGUUCAUAUCUGGCCAUUUUCGUCCUCUUCUCUUUACUGUACCAUCUUCCUUGCACAUCAAGUAAGCAAGGACUUGGGGGGUGUGAAGCUCCAUUUCAGUGUGGGCAAAUCACAGCUGGUUUCCCCUUUUGGGGUGGAAAUCGUCCUCAACACUGUGGUCUUCCGUUGCUGGAGCUUCACUGCCGCAAUAAAAGCAGUACCUAUUUAAUCAUCUCAGAUCAAGAGUACUCUGUUCUCAAAGUAGGUGGUCAAUCAUCUUACACCGUUAAACUUGUCAGAGCAGACCUGCUAGGGCCUCUUUGUUCUGCUAAAUUUAAAACCACAGCCUUGCCUUCCGAUAUCUUCGAGAUUUUGCCAGACUACAAGGACUUCGGAGUUUAUUACCUAUGUGAUCCUGAAUAUGUUAAAGGGGAUAUUACAUGUUCUCCUGAUAAGGGUCUUGUGUUACUGCCUGACGAACCUGAGUAUGGUGUGUCAUACUGCAAUAAUAGUUUCACAGUUACGACGAGUUCCAUUCCCGGAAGAGCUAUAAGUGAAGGGUUCGAGGUGAAAGUGAAGAUUGAUGAGAAAACUUGUCAAGAAUGUUCCUCUUCUGGUGGAAUAUGCAGCUUCAAUGGUACAGUUCAAGUUUGCUGCAAGACAAACUCACCCUCAGGAGUCAGGUGCGAACCAAAGCGUCAACGAACUGACUCUGCAGUACCCCAUUUUUCUGUGGCAAUCAGGGAGGUCUCUUGUACCCUUUCUGGAUUCCUAGCAGAGAAGAAUGUGGCCACCCUGACUUCAAGCUCAACUGUAACGGAGGAUUCGCAGAGCUUAACAUUUCCUCCAUAA